AUGAAAGAGGAGGAAGAUGUUGGGGGACAACUAGUACGUUUCUGUGGAGGGCAGGUGUUGUUGUUUCUUUGUUCAGCUAUCAAAAGAGUUUAUAGGUUUCGGUGGCGACAACGCUGGUUGUAUGUUGAUUUUUCCCUCUUUUCUUCUUCUCGUCGUCGACAUUUUAACUAUUGCAGUUUGGAUGCGACGACAGAAAAAUUUUUUCACUCGCUGCUGUCAGCCAAUGAAAUCACUCUAAAGGAGAAACGAUCACGUGAACAGACAUUUUAUUGGAAAACACUACCUAUUAGUCACAUAACCCAUCUCGAAGGAUGUAUCGUACUUUGGGAUACCACAAGUGUCUUCUUGUCCCCAAUAUCGAAUAGUGAUAGACCGUAUUCAUAUCAGACACUUGGGUUCGUUCUCUGA
This is a messenger RNA of Candida tropicalis MYA-3404, 408 nucleotides long. RefSeq lists its product as uncharacterized. Lineage: Eukaryota; Fungi; Ascomycota; Pichiomycetes; Serinales; Debaryomycetaceae. The record is from RefSeq and is a predicted model, not a curated record. Bases 1 to 408 code for a protein of 135 amino acids. The transcript has a single exon.